Molecule: messenger RNA, 3357 nt
Organism: Xenopus laevis (African clawed frog)
Lineage: Eukaryota; Metazoa; Chordata; Amphibia; Anura; Pipidae
Gene: cul1.L
Product: cullin 1 L homeolog
Exons: 23
Coding region: 512-2842 (776 amino acids)
Biological process (GO): protein K48-linked ubiquitination; SCF-dependent proteasomal ubiquitin-dependent protein catabolic process; protein ubiquitination
Cellular component (GO): cytosol; SCF ubiquitin ligase complex; cullin-RING ubiquitin ligase complex
Molecular function (GO): ubiquitin protein ligase binding
Source: RefSeq, a predicted model, not a curated record
GGAUAAAUGGGGAAGUGGGAAUGCGUUCAGUAAGUGGAGAUCUGUCAGGAAAAAGUAAGAGAUCGCGUAACUGAGAGGGAGGAUGAAAGAGGCAGGCAGGACUUGUCAGUACAAAAGGGAGGAGUAGCUAGAAAGAGGUUGCUGGGAGGAUCCAGCCAAUGUGAACAGGACAUCGCUGGGACUUCUCGGUUGCCUGAGAGAGGCCUUACUACUUAUUGCUUCCUCUUGCGUCUGUUCAAUUGCUGGCAGCCUAUAGAAGGGGAACCCUAUCUUUGUGCGAAUACGAAUACGAAGCAGCUCUUCAGGGGAAGGCGGGCCGGGGGACUGACAGGAAUGCUGUUUUAGGCAUUUUAACUGAUAGGAUCUACAUUGCCCAACAGCAUCAAUUCACAUGAGAUUUGGAAAGCUCCAGCAUUUUAUCAUCUUAUGGAGGUUUAAGUAAGUCGUUAAAGGAAGUUGUGGCACUGAAAGACAUUUCUUAGAGUGGAAAAAACACACAGAGAGGACAAAGAUGUCUUCAAACAGGAGUCAAAAUCCACAUGGACUGAAACAGAUUGGCUUGGACCAAAUAUGGGAUGACCUGCGGGCCGGGAUCCAACAAGUUUAUACAAGACAGAGCAUGGCAAAGUCAAGAUAUAUGGAACUCUAUACACAUGUUUAUAACUAUUGCACCAGUGUGCACCAGUCUAACCAAGCACGGGGGGCUGGAGUACCACCAUCAAAAUCUAAAAAAGGCCAGACUCCUGGAGGUGCCCAGUUCGUUGGUCUGGAGCUGUACAAAAGGCUAAAGGAGUUCCUGAAGAAUUACUUGACAAAUCUCCUAAAGGAUGGAGAAGAUUUAAUGGAUGAGAGCGUACUGAAGUUUUACACACAGCAAUGGGAAGAUUACAGAUUUUCAAGUAAAGUGCUGAAUGGAAUCUGUGCAUACCUCAACCGGCACUGGGUUCGCCGUGAGUGUGAUGAAGGUCGCAAAGGAAUAUAUGAAAUAUAUUCUCUGGCCUUGGUGACAUGGAGGGAUUGUCUGUUUAAGCCAUUAAAUAAGCAGGUAACAAAUGCUGUGCUGAAACUGAUUGAAAAGGAGCGAAAUGGUGAAACAAUAAACACCAGGCUUAUAAGUGGAGUAGUGCAAUCUUAUGUUGAGCUUGGCUUGAAUGAAGAUGAUGCAUUUGCCAAAGGCCCAACGCUGACUGUUUAUAAAGAGUCCUUUGAGUCCCAGUUUUUGGCAGACACAGAACGGUUUUAUACAAGAGAGAGCACAGAGUUUUUACAGCAGAACCCUGUCACAGAAUAUAUGAAAAAGGCAGAAGCUCGGCUUUUGGAGGAGCAGCGCAGAGUACAAGUAUACUUACAUGAGAGCACACAGGAUGAAUUGGCGCGGAAAUGUGAACAAGUCCUAAUUGAAAAACAUCUAGAGAUUUUCCACACUGAAUUCCAGAAUUUACUUGAUGCUGAUAAAAAUGAAGACUUGGGCCGUAUGUACAAUCUUGUUUCCCGAAUCCAGGAUGGUCUGGGGGAGCUGAAAAAGCUUUUAGAAACUCAUAUUCACAAUCAGGGACUUGCUGCCAUAGAAAAAUGUGGGGAAGCUGCACAAAAUGAUCCCAAAAUGUAUGUACAGACUGUUUUGGAUGUCCACAAGAAAUACAAUGCCCUAGUCAUGUCUGCAUUCAACAAUGAUGCUGGAUUUGUGGCUGCACUAGAUAAGGCUUGUGGUCGGUUUAUAAAUAACAAUGCUGUGACAAAAAUGGCUCAGUCUUCUAGCAAGUCACCAGAGUUACUUGCCCGGUAUUGUGACUCUCUCUUGAAGAAGAGUUCCAAGAACCCAGAGGAAGCAGAGUUGGAAGAUACCCUUAACCAAGUGAUGGUAGUCUUUAAAUACAUAGAAGACAAGGAUGUGUUUCAGAAAUUCUAUGCAAAGAUGCUUGCAAAGCGCUUGGUUCAUCAAAACAGCGCCAGUGAUGAUGCAGAAGCAAGUAUGAUAUCCAAGCUUAAGCAAGCCUGUGGUUUUGAGUAUACAUCAAAGCUUCAGCGAAUGUUUCAAGAUAUAGGCGUGAGCAAAGAUCUAAAUGAGCAGUUCAAAAAGCACCUGACCAAUUCUGAGCCUUUAGACUUGGACUUCAGCAUACAGGUUCUGAGCUCUGGAUCAUGGCCCUUCCAACAGUUCUGUACAUUUGCUUUACCUUCUGAGUUGGAACGCAGCUAUCAGAGGUUUACAGCUUUCUAUGCCAGCCGUCACAGUGGAAGGAAGUUGACAUGGUUAUACCAGUUGUCUAAAGGAGAACUCGUCACCAACUGCUUUAAAAAUAGAUACACAUUGCAGGCAUCCACAUUCCAGAUGGCAAUCCUGCUGCAGUUCAACACAGAAGAUGCCUACACAGUACAGCAACUGACAGAUAGCUCUCAGAUAAAAAUGGAUAUUCUUGUGCAAGUUCUCCAAAUUUUGCUAAAGUCUAAAUUAUUGGUUUUAGAAGAUGAAAAUGCAAAUGUGGAUGAUGUAGACUUGAAGCCGGAUAUUUUAAUAAAGCUCUACCUUGGUUAUAAGAACAAGAAGUUACGAGUGAACAUAAAUGUGCCCAUGAAGACAGAACAGAAGCAGGAACAGGAAACAACGCACAAAAAUAUAGAGGAAGACAGAAAAUUGCUCAUCCAGGCAGCCAUUGUGAGAAUAAUGAAGAUGAGGAAGGUUCUGAAACACCAGCAGCUUCUUGGAGAAGUGUUGACUCAGCUGUCCUCCAGAUUCAAACCACGGGUCCCUGUUAUCAAGAAAUGCAUUGAUAUCCUUAUAGAAAAAGAGUAUUUGGAGCGCGUGGAUGGAGAAAAGGACACAUACAGUUACCUGGCUUAAAUAACAUUUUUAUACAUAUAUUUAGUGAUUGCCUGAGUGGUAAACGUCAUUGGUGUGACACUCGGCAGAUAGUAAACGUUACGUGAUGGAACGAAUGGAGACACAAAUGAACUUCACAAGGACGAUGUUGCUGCUGCUACUGCCUGGGUCCUUCUCUUUUUAACAACAGCACUUCCAAAAGCCAGCCUCCGCUCUCCACUGGAACUGCUCAGGACUGAGACUAUUCAUUGGAGCAAGUACAUAUGGAAACAAGGACAGCCACAUGCUGGGAUUUAGGGAGAGAGGGGAGCCUGUACCCAGAGAGAAGUUUGCAUGCUACCACUCCUGUAAACCAAUACACCUUGGCUGGAGCAGCAACAGCCGUCAGUCAAUGAAGCAGAUCAGUCCCUAGGGUUGUGGCGGCACACUUUAGCCAGUCUGAAUGGACCUAAUGUAUCCGCUAUGAAAACCCAUUUGUAUAGUGUGUUUCAUUUUUUUUAAUGUGUGAAAAAUAAAAACAGGAAAAAAAAAAUCAA